AUACAUUAGUAUCGAUGAAGCAAUUGUAAUUCAUUUCAUAAGGAAGAGGGAGAAGGAUCCUAUGGGUAUGUAUUUUCUAAUAUAAUAGAAAUCUUGUACAAUUAGAUAUCUCUCUAUUUUAGAAAGUUCUCUAUUCUCAUUGUUGCCCAAAUAUCAAUUAUUUAUGAGUACAUUUGAUGUCCAAUCUAAAUAAUGCUUUACUUACAUUAACAAAAGAGUAUUCAAUCUUAAAGUAGAUUCACCAUAUGGACUUGGAUUUGGAGGUGAUGGCAAUGAUAACUUUAGGAUUUGGAUUGAUGAAAAAGUGAAUGGAAAUGCAACAAAUAGAAUAAACAAUAAAUGCGAUUAAACAUACGAAAUGAGAUAUUUAUUAGAGCCUCAUAUAGAAUUUCUAAUUGUAAAGCAAUUGAUUAUAUCAAUAGUUGUCAUCAUUUGAAAUUUGGGAAAUUAAUUAUGAGAAUAAACAUAAGAAAAGAUGA
This is a messenger RNA of Paramecium octaurelia, 479 nucleotides long. The record is from the annotation of a GenBank genome assembly. NCBI's taxonomy places the organism in Eukaryota, Ciliophora, Oligohymenophorea, Peniculida, Parameciidae.